AUGAAUGAAGAUGAGGCACCACUGAAUGAAGAGAAGGCACUGGAUGAAAAUGAGAGAGCAAUGACUGAAGAGGAGGCAACACUGAAUGAAGAGGAGGAAAAUGAGACACCAAUUACUGAAGAUGAGGCAGCACUGAAUCAAGAGCCACUGAAUCCAGAUGAGGCACCACUGAAUGAAGAGGAGGCACUGGAUGAAAAUGAGAGACCAAUGACUGAAGAGGAGGCAACACUGAAUCAAGAGGAGGAAAAUGAGACACCAAUUACUGAAGAUGAGGCAGCACUGAAUCAAGAGCCACUGAAUCAAGAGGAGGCACCGAUGAAUGAAGAAGAGGCAACACUGAAUGAAGAGGAGGCAUCACUGAAUGAAGAUGAGCCAUUUAAUAAAGAAGAUGCACCAAUAUUUGAAGAUGAUUCUUCAGAUGAAGAUUAUGUUCAAUCUGACAAUGAAGAUGGUGAUGAUGAUAUACCCUCUGAUGCCCCAAGUGAAGAGUUUGCUGACAUUGAAGGCUCCUCUGAAGAUGAUAUCUUUUUGGACAGAAAUUCAAGUAAGAAAGAUCUAGCUAGAAAACUGAGGCAAAUGCUGAACAAGGAAAAGAGGUCAGUCCAGAGGUAUAAAAAAUGCAGAGUCAAUCCAUCUCAACAGACCACUGAUUGGUAUAGUGAUGUUGAUGAUGAAGAUGCUAUUGAAAAUCUGAAUUUCUUAGACAGUGAGAGGAGAAGAGUUCCUAGUUUCAGUGAAGGGGAAACAAUGAAAAACAGAAAUCUUGAAGUUGGUAUGAAGUUUCCAAAUGUAGACAUUUAUAGGCAAGCACUUAUAGAUUGGGUUGUUAGAAAUGGAUAUGAACUGGAGUACUUAAAGAAUGAAAGGACAAGAGUGACUGCAACAUGCAAGGAAGAGGCUUGCAAAUGGAGGAUCCAUGCCUCUGUUGUUCAAGGAAGUCAAAUGUUUCAG
Erythranthe guttata (spotted monkey flower) is the source of this 951-nucleotide messenger RNA. The record is from RefSeq and is a predicted model, not a curated record. NCBI's taxonomy places the organism in Eukaryota, Viridiplantae, Streptophyta, Magnoliopsida, Lamiales, Phrymaceae.